AUGCAAAAGUUGUUUAUGAUGUUUCAAGAAACAAAAGUUAAAGUUUUAUUUAAAGAGGGACAUAGAAAGAAAAAAGCCAUACGAGAAGAUGAAUUAAGUAUUGAAGAACCACUAAAAAACGUUUCAUUAAAAGAUAGGAAAUCUCUUAUUGAUGGAAUAAUUGCACAACCUAAUAUGAAAGAAGAAAAUUAUAUGGAAAAAUAA
Molecule: messenger RNA, 204 nt
Organism: Entrophospora sp. SA101
Lineage: Eukaryota; Fungi; Glomeromycota; Glomeromycetes; Entrophosporales; Entrophosporaceae
Source: the annotation of a GenBank genome assembly